Messenger RNA from Dalotia coriaria, 709 nucleotides. RefSeq names its product cytidine deaminase-like. Gene Ontology annotation, molecular function: zinc ion binding; cytidine deaminase activity. The record is from RefSeq and is a predicted model, not a curated record. The coding region runs from base 169 to 636 and encodes 155 amino acids. NCBI's taxonomy places the organism in Eukaryota, Metazoa, Arthropoda, Insecta, Coleoptera, Staphylinidae. The transcript is spliced from 2 exons. Gene Ontology annotation, cellular component: cytosol.
UUUCAGAGUUUGGCCAGCGACAGCGAGCGCGCAACUAUUGAUUAGAAACGCACCAGAGUCGCCGCGCAACACAACUUUUCCCAGAGAGCGGUGCAAACAGGUGAUCCUCCCAGCCACAGAACAGACACGCAUACAGUCGGUUAGAAACUAUCCUCUCAACUGAAAACAAUGGCACUAAAUGGCACAUCACACCCGCUGAAAGCAGCCGAAACGGUCAAGUUUGACGAUUUGGACGUUAUCGUGCAAACAUUGCUGCGCAAAGCGACAGAUGCGCGUGAAUUAGCGUAUGCGCCGUACAGUAACUUCAAAGUGGGCGCUGCCGUGGAGCUGGAGGACGGCAGCACGGUAACAGGCUGCAAUAUUGAAAAUGCAUCCUUCACCGUGGGCACUUGCGCCGAACGCUGCGCGCUUUUCAAAGCAAUCAGCGAGGGCAAGAAACGAUACCGGCGCAUCGCAGUCGUGGCGUAUCAAGAGCGGGGAAUCACAUCGCCGUGCGGCGCCUGCAGGCAGUUAAUGAACGAAUUCGGUGAUUUCGAAGUAUAUCUAAGCAAGCCGGAUUUACGUGAGGUGGUGCGCACCUCAGUGCACGGUUUGUUGCCGCUCGGCUUCCAUGUUAACGCCGACUACACCUUCUAGCGCGCAUUUAGCGCAUUCACACUUUUACAGAUGUAUUUAAGCAUGAAAUAAACGUCAUUCAGUGAGCCGAUAA